Peronospora farinosa is the source of this 591-nucleotide messenger RNA. The record is from the annotation of a GenBank genome assembly. NCBI's taxonomy places the organism in Eukaryota, Oomycota, Peronosporomycetes, Peronosporales, Peronosporaceae.
AUGAAGCUCCCAUCGUUGCUACUGUUUGGAGCCUGUGUAUCUGCCCAGAAGGAUUCCGAGUCUAUCUCAACAGUCCCUCAAGCUCCAACACUUUCUUCAGAGUAUGCGGAUCACUGUGCGACACUUGGCUUUGACGUCAACGCGCUUGACUGUCGUCUUUGUGACGACUUAUCGACAUUUUUGACAUCGACGACAAAAACGUCAAAAAUAGAAACUGUCAAAAUCGUCGGUCAAGAAUGUCGAAAAUGUUGCUCGGACUUUUCCAGAGCAUUGGAAGCUGAAGAUCGCCGCUAUGCGAACGUGGUGCUGGCCGUGAGUCAAUACCGACUGAAGCGAUACCCGACCGUGGCAAACUUCGUAGAGCAUCAAGCCAGCAAGAUCAAAGGACUGGAAGUACAAGAGACCAAUUAUCGACUGCCAACGCUGCAGUUUUUUGACAAAAAGGGUGUCAAAAUUGAAGAAAUCAGUGUGGCGUACUGGGACGAAGAUUCGAUUGCCGAGUUUAUUGACAAGAAAUUGUUGGUGGAGAGUACGACGAAGAAAGAGAAUGAGGAAGACGAAGCAAUUGUCGAGAUGGAAGUAAAGCUGUGA